This is a messenger RNA of Syngnathus acus (greater pipefish), 8200 nucleotides long. Its product is annotated as supervillin-like. Lineage: Eukaryota; Metazoa; Chordata; Actinopteri; Syngnathiformes; Syngnathidae. The record is from RefSeq and is a predicted model, not a curated record. Gene Ontology annotation, biological process: barbed-end actin filament capping; cytoskeleton organization; actin filament severing. The transcript is spliced from 40 exons. The coding region runs from base 99 to 7661 and encodes 2520 amino acids. Gene Ontology annotation, cellular component: actin cytoskeleton; cytoplasm. Gene Ontology annotation, molecular function: phosphatidylinositol-4,5-bisphosphate binding; actin filament binding.
ACCAGUCCUCGAGGCCGGGCGGUGUUGUUGGCGGGUGGUGGUGUGACCCCUCGGGUGUCGGUUAGCGUCCGCUCGACUCUCGCUGUCCGCUGCUAAACAUGUUUCGAAACCCUUGGAUAUCUGGUUACCAUGUCAACCAUGUGCAGUAUUGCAGCACAGGAUUUGGAUCAGAAGCUGUGGGCAAACUUUGUACCUCAACAUCAUUGCCAACAGAAGCCUUAAGUUUUCAAAGUGAUUUCUCCCUGCAUGACAAGGCCGCCCUGGUCAAGAGCGUUUCAGAUACCGAUGCCAAACUCCUGGUGGUUCUUCCCAAGGUUUCAGAAUUGAAGAAAUACUUUGAGGGAGCUCAUCCAGCAGAUUUCCAGAUGAACAGGAAGGAGAGGAUCGCCCGGCGUCUAGAAGGGAUUGAAAGUGACCCUCCGCCAGUCCUGCUGCCUGGCGGCUUGGUUGCCAACAGGAUGCUGGAAGAGGACCCACCGCGAUACACCAGGGCCUCGGAUACAUGCGAGCCUUGUGUGAUGGUGAGGCACUUAAGUCAAGAGGAUCUGGACGCACCCCAAAAGCUGGUGACAUCCCCGCAGUGCCAGUCUAGAGAAGGAGUCACCCGCACAGAGCCGAUGUUGGUCUACGUCGACCCUGUGACGUUAUUUACAUCGACGACGCCCGCGUCCGCACCCUCGGACCCGGCCGAUCUGAGUUCCAAGGCCGAGCGCAUUGCCCGCUACAAAGCCGAGAGACGGCGGCAGCUGUCGGAGCGGUACGGCAUCCCCCUAAACCAGGAAGCGGACAUUAACUACGCGUCACGCUUCCGUGCACGACUCGACCAAGAUUCCGCUGCGGACAGACACUCAGCUGGAAGACGAGAUAGACGUCAAACAGAACCGAUACAUAAUCAAACCGGUGGCCCAUACCGCUCUGGUGUGGGUAGGGUUUACAUGAGGACUCAUCCAGACCUUGCACCUGUAAUUCCACCAGGCCCAGUCAACACAAACCAAGCUCCAGCCCCUACGCAAGGCAGCAGAUUCGCAGAGCAGGAAAGAGCCAUGAAUAUGGAGAACUACCGGAGAGGUGGCGCUCAAGAAUGCAUAUCUCAAAGCAGGGCCCAGGAGCACCACGUGUCUAUACCCCAACAUCAUCAUCAGCAGCUGCAGCAGCAGCAGCAAAGUCCUACUCACCACCCCCAUAUAGAUACAACGCAUCCAAAGCAGAGUCCAAAUUCAAGCAACGACUACAGCUUUGCAGCGGUGCCCAGCUCACCUCGCACUGCUCGUCGGGCCUCACUGCCAUCAACCCGUUACGGUAUCUCGCCUGGGGAUUUGUUCAUUGAGCAGCAGGCACAGAGCAUCCUCAACAGGCAGGGAAUCAGAGGCAGUACACAGAGGCUUCCUGAGUGGAGCACAGACAGACACCAAAGUACCAGACACCGGACUCAGGAGAACCCACUCCCACUCGGCCCGGAACACAGCCAACAUAAAACUGUUUCUCAACCUUGGCCAAGUCACCCUCAGUCUGCUCAAGAGUACCACCCUGCCAUUGACCAUCAAAACCUACCUGUGCCCACCAGCAAACUCUACAGUCCCCCAGAGAUUCAACCACGAAGACGAGUGACCUCUGACCAAAUCUACACAGCUCACAAGGAGGCAAGGCUCGAGGCAAGGCUGGAAGCAAGGUUGGAGAUCGGACAAGCCUCCAAAGAAGAAGUCCAAACCGAAGGUCUGUUGAAGAGCCGGAAAGCGGUUUUGCCAUCCGAGAUCCGCAAGAGAGAAAAGACUGCGGAUGAUUUUAACAGACAUCCCAGUCAACAUGUGGAUUGGGAAACUAACAGUCCAGAACAGAGGAUAGAGAGUCGGGAAGUCGAGGAGGACUGGCAUUCACCCAGAGAGCGAAGGCGAGAGAGGAACACAGAAAAAAGCCGAGAACGAGUGAGGCACCGUCACUUGGGUCAUGAGACUCGUGAGGACCGAGUGUUAAGACCCGUGCACGCAGAGAAUGCCUCGAAAACCGUCACCCAUCCAGAGUCACUCGUGCUUCCGACAGAAAACAGAAGGGAAGCUGAGGAAGAUCUUCAAAGACAGCAUCAGUACAAUUCCUCGAGAAAGCCUCAGGAGCCCAAAGGGGAACACCAGACAAGAAUAGAAGCUCGUUUGAAGAGAGUUGACGAGGCUCGACAAUGUGAAGUCUCAGACCCUCAAAGGCAGGAAGAAUUGCAGAGGAGCGACUCGGCUGUUUAUCUUCAGAAAGGUUCUUCUUUACCUCAGGCCAAGCACAGAAGCACAGAGGCCGGCGGAGGGCCUAAACCCAAGACGCGAACCCGCUCCAUGUCAGACAUCGGAAUCAGCCAACAUUCUGUCUUACUCCGAAGGGAGAGGUCUCGCGCCACCCACGAGACCUCCUCCAAGCCUGUGCAUCCAUCAGGGGUGGCCAAUGGUGAAACGGGAACCUUGGACACCCGGGUUUCGGUAGCCCAGCUGCGACACUCUUACCUGGAGAAUGCCAACAGGAAGCUUGACUUCGAGAUCAACCAGUCCUCAGUGGUGGAAUCCGAGCCCACGGCGAGUGGCUUGGACUCCCGGGGAGACAGAACAGCUCGGAGGCCUCGCCGCUACAUCACGCCGGGGGACGGCCGCACGUCCGAAAGGAGUCGGACUCAGCCCAUCACGUCUGCGGAACGUCUGGAGACUGACAGGUCCCAUCUCAGUCCAGCACAGCUUCAAGAUGUUGAAGUUGAUGAAGAAAAACUGGACGAGCGAGCCAAGAUGAGUGUGGCGGCCAAGAGGUCUCUUUUCAGGGAGUUGGAGAAAACUUCGGAGGGCGGCGUUCCCAAGCCUCGAUCUCGAAACGCGGCCGUGGAACGUCGUCUGAGGAGGGUCCAGGACCGCUCACACACUCAGCCCGUCACCAGCAAGGAAGUGGUUGACGCUUGCAGUGAGCCUUCCACAUCAUCACACACUGUGGGAACCCACACCAGCACCAGCACCAGCGCCAGCGCCAGCACCAGCGCCAGCGCCAGCACCACCAGUUCAACUGUCGUCAGUACCACCGUGACCACCAUCAGUAUCCAAGCAGCUCCAGUCCCCCAGAAGGUCGAGGAGAGGCAGGACGAGGAUCCCCCCGAAGUGGAGGGGGACGACCUAUCCACGCUCAGUUUGGCUGAGAAGAUGGCCCUCUUCAACCGACUCGCCCAUCCAGCGGAUGAAGCGGCGCCGAAAAGCGACAGCGCCCGCCAGCGUCGUGCUCUCGCCCGCUUUCAGACACAGCCCAUCACCCAGGGCGAAGUGGAGCAGGUGCCUAAGCCUCCUGUUGGCUCCUCAGUCAAGCAUAUCGAGUCCAAGCAGGGAGAACAUGUAAAACACAGCAGUCAAGUCAAACUAGAGCCCCUCCCCGCCUCCGUGCUCCGCUCUGUGGCAGCUUCCCCCUCCCAUGCCUCCAUCACCACGGUAACCGUGACGCCUGCAUGCAGGAGCAGUAGCAUCGCUUGUGAAGGGAGUUCUCUCACCCAACAACAGCCCCCUCCCACCACUUCUGACCACCAGGAGAGGGCAUUGCGGUACCUCUCUAUGACCCAGAGCGUGGGGGACCCAGGCCACCCCAAGCUCCUCCCCCAUAGCUCUGAACAAAAACCGGGGGGUCUCCCCUCUCCCACUCCUUCUUCCGGCACUCUUCGCCGGCAUCAGGCAGAGGCGGAGGAGACUGACAAGGAGGAGGCGCAUGCCAGCUCAAGAGCCCUCGGCGAUACCCGGGAGAAAAACGCGGAGGAAGGACGUGGAGGUGGAGGAAGCCGCCCCCUGGGAGAAGAGGCAGGAGGAGACGGCGGCAGCCCAGAACGAUUCUCAGACCGGCAGGAUCGCACAGCGCCACUGAGACCUUUGAUAACCAAAGUGUCCUCCACGACAACAUCUCAAACGUCAAGCAUCCAGCAGAGCCAUCCUUUGAUUCAGCCUCCCCUAACUCCACCCAAAACCUUCCUGCUGCAGACCCACACAGCGUCACCAAAGCACCAAUUCUCCAUCCAGCCAUCUCAGUCCCCGCCGACGUAUCCCAAACUAUUCACUCAGCCCCAGCAAAACCAGGCCACAACUCAGGAAUUCCUCUCCAAGCCUUCCAUUCAACCGGACCUUCAAGCUCUGCCCAAAGUCCAGGUGCCUCCACCGACUCCGCCAAAACCUCAGGGCUUCCUACAACCUCUGCCCAAGUCUCAGUCCCUGCCGCUAGAGCACAGUGACGACUACAACAAAUUCAGCGUCCAUUCGAUUGAUCCGCUGUCCCCCACGGGUUCCGCGGAGCAGCUGCCCUACGGCAUGUCCAGCAAACAGAUGUCCAUCAAGGAGAGAGUGGCCCUGCUGAAGAAGAGCGGUGAGGAAGACUGGAGGAACCGGAUCAACAAAAAACAGGAAGUGGCAAAGGUGGUGUCCACCGAGGUACCCCAUCACCAAGAGGAGGAGCCGACGCAUCAGAAGGAGGAGGAAGAAGAGGUCAUCCAUGACCACUCCGCAGUGUCAGAUCAGCUGUGGGAGCCUGUCUUCUCCUCCACUUUUUCUCCUCCUUUCUCCCUCGGACAAAAGUGUCGGUACAUUGACCAUCACGCUCAGGCUCAGUCGGUCCAGAAGGAAGACAAGGAGGCCCAGAUGACCAUCGAGGAGAGGAAGCAAAUGAUGUCGAUGCGAGAGGACGCCUGGAAGGGCAAAGGCAAAGGUGCGGCCAACGAUUCUGGCCAGUACACGGUGGCUGCUCGCAUGGUUAAGAAAGGUCUGGCUGCCUCUUCCUCAGUCAUCGGGCCGAUCCUUUCCCCCGUCUCCACCAAGCUUAAAAGCAGCUCCUCAGUUGUGGGGAAACCUCAGGAGAACAUUGAAGCUAGACAAGACAUGGAGUCAGAUAAAAAGCUGGACAAGUUGGAGACCUUCUUGGGACGCCUCAACAGUAAAGUGUCCGAAAUCCAGGAGAGCACCCUGACAGUCACCGAGAAGACGGUUAAGGAGGUGAUGAAGCUGGACGACGAGAUCUUUACUAACUUCUACCGUCGCGUGGCCGAAUUCCCAAACGUGCCUUCGCGUAUCGAGCUCAGCGAAGACUUCGACGCCAUUUUCGGCUCACGACAGGGCUCCGGCAGACUGACCUCUGCCGUGGUCAGGCACAAGCGCUCCGUGCGUCCAUCCAGGAACGUGCAGGCCUCCCGCAACCCGGUCAAGAUGCUGGCCGCCCGCCAGGAUAUACAACACGAGUACACUGAGCAGAGGCUCAACGUGGCUCAGCUGGAGAGCAAGAGGAUGUCCUCCGAUAAGAUGAUUAAAAGCUCAGAAUAUUCAGAUGCGGCUCUGGCAGGUCUGUCCAGUAAAGAGAACUACAGCACAGUGACUUUACGCAACGUCGCGGAGACGCCUACAUCUAACAACAGCGCUAUCCCGUACAAAAACCUCAUGCUGCUGCACAUCAAAGGUCGUCGCCACGUUCAGACCAGACUAGUCGAACCUCGAGCGUCGUCGUUGAACAGCGGUGAUUGUUUCCUGCUGGUGACGCCCGAGCAUUGCUUUGUAUGGAUAGGAGAAUUCUCCAACGUCAUUGAGAGGGCCAAGGCUAUGGAUCUGGCCACGUUCAUCCAAACAAAGAAAGACUUGGGCUGCAGAGCAACCAAGGUACAGACCAUCGAGGAAGGAGUCCACGUGCAGAGUCCGGAUUCACAAGAGUUUUGGACCAUCCUCGGGGGACAGAGUGCCUACCGACCUGCCGGUCCACCGGAGGAGGACGACCGCUUUGAGAACGCCAUCGUGGAGACCAACUGCAUCUUUCGCCUCAUAGAUGACAAACUGAUGCCAGACGAUGACGAAUGGGGAAAGGUCCCUCGUUGCUCUUUGCUGUCAUCCAAAGAGGUCUUGGUGUUGGACUUUGGUAGUGAGGUGUAUGUUUGGCAUGGCAAAGAGGUGACACUGGCCCAGAGGAAGGUGGCUUUUCAGCUGGCCAAACAUCUCUGGAAUGGUAUCUUCGACUACACCUGCUGCGACAUCAACCCAUUGGACCCUGGAAGCUGCAACACCCUAAUACCGAGGAAAGGCCAAGGCCGUCCCGAAUGGGCGAUAUUCGGCAGGCUGACCGAGCACAACGAGACCAUCUUAUUCAAAGAGAAGUUUGUGGACUGGUCCGAAGUGAAGCCGCCAGUAUCACCGACAGAAGAGAUCAAGCAGCUACCAGAACAACAGAAGUCCACAGGGCAAGAGUGCCGGCCGUUCGACAUCAACCUUAUGCUGCCGCUCCUCCAGUCGUCCGUGUCUACCAUCUUGGAUGGCGUGAAUGUGGGCCGAGGCUACGGCUCAGUGGAGACCGAGGACCGCAUGAGGACUCAGGAGAUCAGCACCGUCUCGGUGGACGUGUGGCACAUCCUGGAGUUCGACUACAGCCGCUUGCCACGCCAGAGCAUCGGCCAGUUCCACGAAGGCGAUGCGUACGUGGUGAAAUGGAAGUACAUGGUCAGCACGUCAGUGGGACGCAGAAACAACCCAGAGGUGAGGAGCACCGGACCAGGCCGGGAGAAAUGUUGCUAUUUCUUCUGGCAAGGUCGACACUCUACUGUUAGUGAGAAAGGAACGUCGGCCUUGAUGACGGUUGAGCUGGACGAGGAGGGAGGGGCUCAGGUGCAAGUGCAGCAGGGCAAAGAGCCUCCGUGUUUCCUUCAGUGCUUCAACGGCGGGAUGAUCAUCCAUGCUGGAAAGCGGGAGGAAGAGGAGGAGAACAUCCAGAGCGAGUGGCGUCUGUACUGCGUCCGCGGCGAGGUGCCAGCAGAGGGCAACCUGCUGGAAGUGGCGUGCCACUGCAGCAGCCUGCGCUCCCGAGCCUCCAUGGUCCUGCUCAGCGUCGACAAGGCAGCCAUUUACCUGUGGCAUGGCUGCCAGACACAGGAGCACACCCGCAGUGUGGCUAGCACAGCAGCGCUCAAGAUCAAAGAACAGUGUCCUCUUGAAGCUGGACUCCACAGUAGCAGUAAGGUGACCAUUCAUGAGUGUGAUGAGGGCGUGGAACCGCCAGGCUUCUGGGAGGCUCUGGGUCAUAAGGACAGGAAGGCCUACGACUGCAUGCUGCAAGACCCUGGAAAAUUCAACUUUACUCCACGGCUCUUCCAACUGACCAGCACUUCAGGAGAGUUCGUGGCGACGGAGUUCUUCCACCCAUCCCGCGCUCCGGACCUCGUCAGCUCGCUGCCCUUCCUGCAGGAGGAGCUCUACAAUGUGGCGCAACCCGCGUUGUUCCUGGUGGACAACUUCCACGAGGUCUACCUGUGGCAAGGCUGGUGGCCUCAGGACAGCGAGAGCACUGGAUCAGCUCGCAUACGCUGGGAUGUGGACAGGAAGUGUGCCAUGGAAACGGUGCUACAGUAUUGCAAAGAGAAGAGUGACAGGAAGACUCAGAAGUCCUACCUCAUCCACGCUGGACUAGAACCGCUCACCUUCACCAACAUGUUCCCCAGCUGGGAGCACCGGGAGGAUGUGGCAGAGAUCUCAGAGAGGGAAGCAGAGGUGUGCAACCAGAUCAUCCUGGUGGAGGACGUGCUGGCCCGGCUCAGUCAGAACAUGUUCCCGCUGGACCAGUUGCGGGCCCGGCCCCUCCCGGAGGGUGUGGACCCUCUCCGCCUGGAAAUCUACUUGUCAGACCGUGACUUUGAGAGCAAGUACUAGGUGCAUUGAGGAGGCUUUGGAGAUGAAGAGGGACGAGUACGAACGUCUACCAGGGUGGAAACAGGUCAACUUGAAGAAGGCCAAAGGACUGUUUUAAGCAUGUUGCAUUAAAGAUGGAACAAGAAAAGCACAAAAGGAAAGAGAGUGAGAGAGAAACCGAAAUAUACAGGAAAAAGACGUGAAGACUUGAAAGGCACUUCCUGGUCUAAAUCGAACCAUCGCAACACCAAUGUGUUGCUUUUUGUGGAUUUGACACCACUUUGCACAAGUGUGCACUUUUGACAUCAGUGUUUAUGUAAAGGUUUGAUUCCAAAUGAUGUAUAGUGCCUUUGCUGAAUUGUUUUGUGUACAGUUUCUACAAAGACAUUCUAGUGUGACGUCCUUUUGGCAUAAAACACAUAGAGAAUCCAAAAUGGAGUCAUCUCGUGUCUCCUGCUUAAUAAAUGAAAGCACUUUUGAGCCCACUUUAACAGAGUGAGAUUUUUUAAAAACAAAAUGAUGGUGUUUCUAUGGAAUAAAUAAAUAAAUGACUAAAACAA